UCCCCUUUACGCUGGUUUACCUUGGGUAAGCGUAACAUAUCACCGACCCAAUUCAACAUCUCUUUUAUUUGUUUUGUGUAAAUAAUGAAAAAAUCUUCAAGUCUCACUUGAAAACACGAUUUCACACUCUCUCUCAUCCCAUCGUCUCUGGAACAAACGAGAAGCGCAGCCUCAACAACGACGACAAACGCUAAACACCACCGCCAUUUUGCUGGGAGAUUCCUCUGCUAGUCGCCGGUAGCAGAUGUCUGUUUAAUGCAUCUGUGAAGUAGGGGGAGUGGAGGUUCUUUGUUUGAAAAAAUUGGUGGAGAGUGCAGGAGACAACAAUGACUGCUUUGUUGUCAAGUGAUCCUAUGCAGUUUGGAAUGUUUGAUAGUGGUCCAUAUAGGAAUGCUGAUGAUAGUAAGGCGGAAGAAAAUGGUGGAAGGUGGUAUUUUUCACGUAAAGAAAUCGAGGAAAACUCCCCAUCAAGACCAGAUGGCAUUGAUUUGAAGAAGGAGACUUACCUACGUAAAUCAUAUUGCACAUUCUUGCAAGACUUGGGUAUGCGUCUCAAAGUGCCCCAAGUAACGAUUGCUACAGCUAUAAUCUUUUGUCACCGUUUCUUCCUCCGUCAAUCACAUGCAAAGAAUGACAGGAGGACAGUUGCAACUGUCUGUAUGUUUCUUGCAGGCAAGGUUGAAGAAACUCCUCGUCCUUUGAAAGAUGUUAUCCUUGUUUCUUAUGAGAUUAAUAACAAAAAGGAUCCCGAGGCAAUACAAAGAAUCAAACAGAAGGAAGUGUAUGAACAACAAAAGGAGUUAAUAUUAUUGGGAGAACGUGUUGUUCUUGCAACUCUGGGUUUUGAUUUUAACGUGCAUCAUCCGUAUAAACCACUAGUAGAGGCAAUAAAGAAGUUCAAGGUUGCCCAAAAUGCCCUUGCUCAAGUUGCAUGGAAUUUUGUGAACGAUGGGCUCCGGACAUCUCUGUGCUUGCAAUUUAAGCCCCAUCACAUCGCAGCUGGUGCCAUUUUCUUAGCCGCCAAGUUCCUCAAAGUCAAACUCCCUUCCGAUGGCGAGAAAGUCUGGUGGCAGGAGUUCGAUGUCACCCCCCGCCAGUUGGAAGAGGUGAGCAACCAAAUGUUGGAACUGUACGAACAAAACAGAGUGGCGCCAGCUCAGACGAGUGAAGUGGUUGACGGGAGUACAGGUGGCGGGGUGAAUCAAAAGGGGGCUGCCACGAGAGCUGUUGGCAUGGAUGAAGAACAUGAACAUGGAGCAAACAGAAGCAGCUCAAACCCUACAUCGUCACGUCCCCCGCCCGAUCAGGAUGGCCCACCAAGAACCUCUGAAGUCAAUGAAAGUCAACAUGGAGGUGAUGAUGUUAACCACAGGGAAGAUGGUUCUGAAGGGCAUGAGGGAAGUCGUAAAGAGAAAUAUUACAAAGGGCAGUCGCCACAGGAUGCUAUAAAAAAGAUUGAUAAGGAUAAGGUGAAGGCGGCGCUUGAGAAACGGAGGAAGGCGCGUGGUGGGGACGUGACACGGAGGACUGAUUUCAUGGAUGAAGAUGAUUUGAUUGAGAGGGAGUUGGAAGAUGGGAUUGAGUUGGCUGCUGAAUCAGAGAAAAGGAAACAUAAUCACAACAAUAAUUGGUCUAAAACAGCAGCAGCAGCAGGAGGAGGUGCGAAUGAUGAUGAUGGUUAUGAUGAUAAUGAUGAUGAUGAUGUUGAGGAUGGACAGUACCAUACUUCAUCCAAAGGACAGACAUCAAGGAGUCAAGAGUUUGAGGCUGUGGAAGAAGGGGAAGUUGGGGCCAUCAGGAGGAUGUUUGAUGAUGAUGAUCAUGAUCAUGAUCAUGAUGAUGUAAGGUUGUCACCAAAGUCUAGUAAUAGGAAAAGGAAAGGUGGUGGGAGUCCAUCUGAGAAACGAAGGAGAAACUAGAGAGAACCCAAUCCAUCCAACAUCUCAUUUAUUCUUGAACCCUGUUUCUGCUCUGGUAUGUCAUCAAUGUAUUUGUUUGAAAAACUAAAUUUUGGUUUCCUUUUUUUUUUAUUCCCUUCUUCUUCUUCCUCUUC
Molecule: messenger RNA, 2053 nt
Organism: Lactuca virosa
Lineage: Eukaryota; Viridiplantae; Streptophyta; Magnoliopsida; Asterales; Asteraceae
Source: the annotation of a GenBank genome assembly